ACAUGCAUCAUGACAAGUAAUGCAUAUGUAUUUAUUUAUUGAUUGAUUGAUAUUGUGUCUGGUGGCUAACUCCGUCUUGGAGAACAUCUCGGCCUUAAGAACAUUUUGUUUGCUUCCCGAGGGGUGUUCCCUUAGCUGGAGACUACUGUAUAAGCACCCCCCUUACUCCCCCUGGCUAAGGAUCAUUAUAAAUUGACAUUACUGGAUAACAGAGCAUGGUAGAUUGAACUCUUGUGUGUGCAUUUCUAAUAUAAAAUCAUUUGUAUUUUUACUUUCAUGUGUGUCUGUUUUUAUUACUUUUGAAAUGCAUUGGAGGUUUUGCCAGUUUUGCUCCAGUGGUGGUUGUAGUCCCCUGUUCACAAGUGUACAUUCUAUGUGCACACAGCUAGCUAAUAUAAACACAGUAUCAGGCAGAAGCAUAACAUGUAGAACUACGUGUCUCUUUAGGUGGAUAACUGAAUUGAUGAAACCUAGGCCUUUUCUUGGUAUAUAUGAGUUUCAUGACAAACGGUUAGUUUUUCUGCAAUCCCUGUUGUAAAAUGCUCUUUAAAAAAAGAGUCCUGCUUAUAAAAUCAUCCUUUAAAAUUCACAAGGCUCCUCUACAUUGUGGUCUAAAAUCAGGCAUCGCCCAGUAAAACCAAUUAAUUCAGGUUUACACAAUCAAUUUUGCACAAGCUGUGUCUAUCACUGAAAAACAACAAAAGGGCGUGUCUAAAAUGUAUUUUAUGUUUAGAUGUUUUAUAGAUUAAAAUGUAUUUUCACAAACAACAUGCCACCUAAUUAUUAAAUAUUUAUUUGCGGUGCUGUGUAUCUUAAUCAAGACUUUUAAUAAAAAUGAAAACGUUUUUAUUUCUGGUUAUUUUCAAAGUUGUAUCCAUGCACCUUGAAACACAUCCUUGCUGUGUUCGAAUGCCCUGCUGCGAUUUUUAUGAAAACAUCAGUAAAAAUGUGAUUUGAAUAUAUUAUUAAUGGUGUGGUUUUCAUGUUUUAUUUUUUAAAAUGACCACAGCAUCAAUGAGUGUUCAUCCCAUUUUUAAAUAUGUAUCUUCAUCUGCUACAUGACUGCCAGAAAUAGCAAUUCACCACCAUCAUCACGCAGAAUGCAGCUGCUGUACUGUAUCCAACCAGAUCUGACUCAGUUCAGAUCAUUGAAUUUCUUGGAACAAAUGGUGUUUCAACAAUGACCUGCUCGUUCAGCUGUUAGCGGUGCUUCUCUUUUUGCAGCAUUAUGCUAGGAAUGACUGUGUGCAUUAUUCACAGCAUUGUGAUGCGCUAUAUUGUUCUUUUAUUCGCGCCAUUGUUCCACGUGUAUGGUGAUGCGGUCAGCUUUGUGCUGACUUUGCAUUGUGCGAGCACAGCUGAUAUGGCUCAGUAAUGGGUCAGUGUCAGUCAGAGUUGGAUAAGCCUUGUACUGUUACAGAGAUGGAGUAGUUCCGUGCUGUCAGUUAUUAUUUUACUUAGCAAAAUGCAGGAGUCUCCGAAUUCUAUCGGCAUGGAUGGAGGGUACACCAGCAAUGUCCCUGCCUUCCUCACUAAACUCUGGACGCUGGUGGAGGAUCCUGAAACCAACCAUCUCAUUUGCUGGAGUGCCACUGGUGCAAGCUUUCAUGUCUUUGACCAGGGCAGAUUUGCCAAGGAGGUGUUACCGAAAUACUUCAAACACAACAACAUGGCAAGCUUCGUUCGGCAGCUAAACAUGUACGGGUUCAGGAAGGUGGUGAACAUUGAGCAGAGCGGGCUGGUGAAGCCGGAGAGGGAUGACACUGAGUUCCAGCAUCUGUACUUCCUGCAAGGCCAUGAACUCCUCCUGGAGCACAUCAAGCGGAAGGUUUCACUAGUGAAGAGCGAGGAGACGAAGGUCCGGCAGGAGGAUCUGAGCAAACUGCUGUAUGAGAUGCAGGUCCAGAGGAGUCAGCUGGAGAACAUGGAGUGCCAGAUGCAGGACAUGAAACAUCAAAACGAAGUCCUUUGGCGGGAAAUUGUCUCUUUAAGACAGAACCACACACAGCAGCAGAAAGUAAUGAACAAGCUGAUUCAGUUCCUGUUCAGCCAGAUGCAAUUGAACUCGCACAGCAGCGUUGGAAUCAAGAGAAAGCUACCUCUCAUGCUGGACGAUGGAAAUGCUGCCCCGCCCGCCUCCAAGUUUAGCUAUCCUCUGUCAAUGGAGCCUGUUCACGAGUCAUUCUUUAUUGAGUCUCCAUCCACAGAAACUGCCUCCUGUUCAAACAGUGUUGUAAUGGCUGGUGGACCCAUCGUAUCGGAUGUCACUGAAGCGCCACAGCCAGGUUCAUUGGAGGAAUCCAGGGAGAAGUGUCUGCUGCUGAUCAAGGAGGAGCCGAUGAGCCCCAGGCUGCAAGGGCGUGGGGAGGCGGUUUCGCUGGGCUCCUGCGAGGGGUGCGCCGAGCCGCCCGUCCUGCCAGUCUCCAUGGUGCAGUCCGUCCUGGAAGGCCAGGGUGCGGGGGGCUUGGAGAGGAGGACCAAGAGAGCUGCACUCGAAAGGACAGAAAUGAGCGACAGUGUGGAGAAUGUUGAUAUGAGCCUUGAGGAUCUACAAGUGCUGUUAAGAAGUCAUCAGCAGAACUUGGAGCUGUCCUCUGCCAUUGAACCGUUCAGUACCAGUCUUCCUUAUACUGAAUGGAACUUUACAGACAUGGAAACUCAUUUGAAAUCAUACAUGUUUUUGCACCAAGAUUCGGAAGCGUACAAUGGAUCUGCAAAUGAAGACCAGUGAAGCCCCAAACACAGUGAUAAAACGAACUUGAGUAUCAACAGAAGGAGGUAACUUCUACUUCAGCCUUAGGUUCUCAUCCAAGACAAGAGUAUUGCAUGUCAGCGCCUAAAACUGCACUGUUUAUUAACCAGUGCUGAUUAGGCCAUCCAAAAACAAGUUCCCCAGGCUGCUAUAGAAACUGUAAAGAGCUCUACGAUGACAAUGAAAAGAAGGGAUCCAAUCCGAGAUCCACUGUAUUGAACCCUCAACAAUGUGGAUUCCUCUCUCCAUGUGAUAUGAACUCGCACUGCAAGUGGAACAGCCUAC
This is a messenger RNA of Polyodon spathula (Mississippi paddlefish), 3037 nucleotides long. RefSeq names its product heat shock transcription factor 4 (gene hsf4). Gene Ontology annotation, biological process: regulation of DNA-templated transcription. Gene Ontology annotation, molecular function: sequence-specific DNA binding; DNA-binding transcription factor activity. The record is from RefSeq and is a predicted model, not a curated record. Bases 1466 to 2731 code for a protein of 421 amino acids. The transcript has 12 exons. NCBI's taxonomy places the organism in Eukaryota, Metazoa, Chordata, Actinopteri, Acipenseriformes, Polyodontidae.